Molecule: messenger RNA, 2721 nt
Organism: Penicillium argentinense
Lineage: Eukaryota; Fungi; Ascomycota; Eurotiomycetes; Eurotiales; Aspergillaceae
Product: DUF2293 domain-containing protein
Exons: 4
Coding region: 1-2721 (906 amino acids)
Source: RefSeq, a predicted model, not a curated record
AUGGCCCGAGUGAAAAAUAGAACUGCCUCGUCCGCGGCCUCGACCAGGCACUCCCCCGGUCGGGCUGUCACUGAAAGAAAGGCCCGAAAGCAUCAAGCUUUCUGGAAGGGCUAUCUAAAGCCAGUAAAGGAGCAUCGGCUUGCGAGUUCGAUCUAUCUUGACGUCGAGCCACCAGCAAACUACACCUUCGUCGCGUCUGGGACUCCCCUCUUGACCAAGACUUGCAAAAACAGAUGUCGGGCAGAAGGAUCCCGUAUCUUUGCGGUUUCGACCUCACACGACAAUCCAAAUUUCGCUUUGACGCGUCUGUCGAUUCAAGUGCAUCGGGUCGGAUAUCACUUCCCCACCGCGGUGGUCAACCGGGUCUGUUACGAUUUGGGCCUUUAUCUCACGGAUUCAGGCAAGGCAGUGCCACUUAACACUCCUACCGCCUUGGAGGAGCUUUCUGAUACAGAUAAAGAUCAAGUCACGCUCAAUACUGAGGCAAGGGACACGAUCCAAGACAUGUUCCCAAAUAUCCCUGCGGAUGAUUUGAAUCAAAUUAUCAAGCGCUCAUUUCAAAAAGGCGGUGGGAAAAUAGGUACCGCGUUUGAACACUCGUUGAACCGUCGAGUGCAUCUCGCUGUGGUGGCCCAUAUUCGGCAUACUUACACCGAUUAUGAUUGGAUACUCGAAAAUCAAUACGAGUGGGUUGAUGCAAGAAAAGUGACGGAACAGCCCACUCUCGCCAAGCUCAUGGAAUGGCGCGGGAAUGACGAAAAUGGACGCGAGAACUCCUUUGAGGAUGCAUGGAGCGAGGACUCGCUUGAGGAAGCAUUGCGUGAGUUGAACAAUCGCGAUGUUGAAACCCAUGAUCAAAGAGAGCGGCAGAAUCCUAUUGAGCCCGACAAGAUCCAACCUCGACCGAUCAACGCCAACGUUGACAGACUGGAUCCCAAACGCAAACCAUCCGAAGAGGCCCCGUCUGAGUUUCAGUUCGUGUCCAAAAAGCCCACCAAGACUGGCGAUCGUCGAGGCUUCUACCGAUAUCAGGCGUGUAUGGACGCACCGGCCUCCAAUUCCACCGUAGUAGGAAACAUCGAUCAGUCCCGCAUUGACAGAAGACACCCCGCGAUCCCUGAGCCCGAAAGAACCCACUCUACCGGGUACCGUGAACUUACGCUCCAGACUGCGGAGGUAGCCUCUGGAAUUGCUUCGAACUGUGGUCGAGUUCGUCCUUUGAGCCCUGGUGCACCAUCUUUGGCCAUCACUCAAGGCGGCCAAGGGCCAGUACUACUAGUAGACACCCAGGACAAACGUGCUCCUUGGGAAGGUCAACAACGGGCAUUGUCCCACCAGUACCACUUUGGGUCGAGCGGAAGACUUGCACUAACAACACAGGAGUCAACUACUGGUGGUACAUACAACUUCGCUGACAGCCAUCUCUUGACUCGGAGCCCCCGUGCCUCGUGGAAUCUCUUGCCCUCAGCGCCCCGUUCUAACGCAGUCCCUCACGCGCGUACGGAGUGGGUUCCAACCGCCCUGUCAGGCCAUGGCGCCGGUGCGCCUGUGUCGGCGAGCGGACAUCAGGAGCAAUUUCUCACCAGGGAGGGCCAAUUCAGACCUUGCAGUGAGGGCGCCAACCCUCCUCAAUCCAGGCCGGGAAGCAACUUGCACACUCAGGACCGCCCACUGCCCUCGAUCGAGACUGCUCAUCCAGGGCGAGGACUGGAAGAUCGUGUCACGCCCAGCAUGAAACGGAUGGCCCUCCGGACUGUAACCCCGGAAUGUCUUCCAUCGUCGCGGGCUGGCAGCCCUGAUCCUAAGAGACGACGACUGGCUUACCCCCCACAAGGCUCGGACGAUCUAUCGUUCUCACACUUACGCCAGGAUUUACAUUCCGAACCUCGUAUCGCACGACCCAUGGGGCCAGUUUCCUAUCCUGAUGGACCGCCCUUCGAGUAUCGCGUGCAGAACGGGCAAUACGUCAAGAUUCCUCGUUGGAAACCUGUCGAUGAGUUCCAUGAAGUAGUUCGUCCAGACUAUCUCCUGACCACAGUUCCUUCUACGGUCUAUGAAGAGAAAUCGGGGAAGUAUCGCCCUUAUCCAGCCCCGGGAACCAACGAGUUCAUCUCGAAUAACCGUUCCUCCGGACCUCCUCCAGGAGUUUCUCGUCUCGGUCCUUCUGGUCCUGCUUACUCUGGUGAUAAUGGUCAAGGCCGAAUUCCAAUCCCAAGAACUUCUCACGCCCUUGAAUUUGGUGGUCUUCCAGCUUCUUCCACUGCCUCGGAUGGGAGGCUGUAUGCGGACGGCUUUGUUCGCUCCAUUGGCUUCCACGAGGUUCCUCCUGUCGGAUAUGUUCAGCGCCCACGAGCCCAGCAACGCAUAAGGGAAAUUCCAGCUCCAGGCAACUUCGACCAAUCCACCUGGACCAAGAUCCCCGAUCCCGUUGUCUCCAACAGUCCCUCUGUCUCCAGGGAGAUAUAUGCAGAACAAACUUCUUCGGUACAGUUCCAGCCCCCAGCGUCCUUCGUGGGCAGCAGGACUCGCGACCCGAUCUCCCAUGUCUCGGAUCCUGUGUCUGAUGACCCCCAAUCUCGUGGACCUCCCCGGCCAUUCAUGGAGGCCCCGGAAGCAGGCUCGGCUCGAUGCGGUAAGAUAGGUCCAGCCAACUCUCAUCCGUCUAUAUCGCAAUGGGAGCUUUUGUCAGAUUUGUCUCUCAGGCUAACAUCGACCCAGUAA